Quercus lobata is the source of this 534-nucleotide messenger RNA. Its product is annotated as serine carboxypeptidase-like 17. Bases 1 to 534 code for a protein of 177 amino acids. Gene Ontology annotation, biological process: secondary metabolic process; proteolysis. Gene Ontology annotation, molecular function: acyltransferase activity, transferring groups other than amino-acyl groups; serine-type carboxypeptidase activity. Lineage: Eukaryota; Viridiplantae; Streptophyta; Magnoliopsida; Fagales; Fagaceae. The record is from RefSeq and is a predicted model, not a curated record. The transcript has 6 exons.
AUGGGCGAUUCUUACUCAGGCAUAAUCAUCCCGAUCCUUAUUCAAGAAAUAUCUGAUGGUAAUGAAGCUGGUAGGGAGCCGCGAAUGAAUCUCAAAGGAUAUGUGAUCGGAAACUCACUGACAAAUUGCCAAGUUGAUUUGAAUGCAAGAAUUCCAUUUGCUCACCUAAAGGCGCUUAUAUCAGAUGAACUAUAUGAGGUGAAUCUCCCUUUGUGUAUUGAGGAAAUCGUUACUGGACAUAUAUUGGAGCCUACAUGUCAACUUUUAUCCCCAAAACCAAGGCCUAGAGUAUCAAAGUGGGAUCCAGAUACUUCUAUUGAUGAUUCUGCAGACCUCCUGCAAUCGAUUACUCAUCUUCCUAAACCUAGAAGAUGGUGCCGGUUCAAAAGGCUCUUCAUGUUUGGAAGUCAGGGAAGCAUCAACGAGUGGGUGAGAUGCAAUGAGAGUUUAGUCUACACAUAUGACGUCUCAAGUAGUCUGAAUUAUCACCGAAACCUUAUCAAGAAAGGCUAUGAGGUUCUCAUUUACAGGUAA